Messenger RNA from Staurois parvus, 279 nucleotides. NCBI's taxonomy places the organism in Eukaryota, Metazoa, Chordata, Amphibia, Anura, Ranidae. The record is from the annotation of a GenBank genome assembly.
AUGAAGAAACCACGGAUAGCAGAUUCUGUGCCUGAAUUUUGGGACUUCAUGAUAUAUUUGAAGUCAUCUGACAACCUUAAACAUGGUGUUAUGUUUUGGGACCUAGCACAACUUUUCUGGGACAUCUAUGUACACUGUGUACUCUCCAGAGCACAUGGCCUUGGUAGAAGACAACUGAAUGAAGAAGAAAAAACAGUAACUAAUUUCAUUUCACAGUACACAUCAAGUAAGUCUUUUGAGAUUUGGCCAGAAGAGUCACCACAAACUUUCAAGCUAUAA